Molecule: messenger RNA, 834 nt
Organism: Trichoderma aggressivum f. europaeum
Lineage: Eukaryota; Fungi; Ascomycota; Sordariomycetes; Hypocreales; Hypocreaceae
Exons: 1
Coding region: 1-834 (277 amino acids)
Source: RefSeq, a predicted model, not a curated record
AUGAAUGAUAAUCCACGCCAAGAUCAGUUUCACAAUCCUCCGGGAUUCCGCGCUGCCCUUGCUGAAGCCAUCGCAGACAAUGACGAGGACAUGAUGGACGAGGACCUGAUGGACGAGGACAUGAUGGACGAGGACAUGAUGGCUCUGGAGGAGGCAACACUCCACGACGGUUCCUCCACCGAGACUCUCGAUCAUGAUGCUGAUGACAUUGCCACAGAGAGACAGGAGCUGGCAGACCAUGUGAAUAUGCGCGCCGCGAUGCUUCAAAAUGAGCUUGAUCGUGUGCGCGCCGAAGUGAGGAAACGCAACCGACCCAUGACGCUUGACGACGUGAUGACCGUUCUGGAGCUGUACCGACAAUUGAUCCGCAUUGCCUGCCCUCACAACGAUUUCGACAGAGAGAGAUGGGUUCAAUCUCGCGAGCGAUGCUUGGGGUUGCAACGACGAUUCCUCGAAAAGGGAGAAGUAUACCGCCUCAUCCAAUCGAAAUGCGAAGAAAUGAGCGAGAAAUGCGGCCGUCUCCGGGAAAAGUGCGUCUCCAUCUGUGAGUACUACGACAAGUUCCAAGAACGAAUCAACAGCCUCUUUGCGGAAGACGAGGAAGAAGACGAGGAGCUGUACGACAUGAUGCGAGGCUCGAUGGGCGCAAACGAGCAGAGAUUGGAAGGGUUCCUGGACGAGGGCACGGAUUUGAUGCAGAUGAUUGAGGAGCAGAUGCUUUGGGCGUAUAAGCUGGAGAGAAAGUCGGCGUAUAACAUUCAUCAGCUGCGGUGCUUUGAGGGGAUCCUUGAUGAUAUUCUGCGGUCGUUUGAUUAUUGGUUUGGGGAGCUGUGA